AUGGCCCCCAGUUCCAUGUCCAUCCGCUGGCCGGGCUGCUCCGCUGGAAGCCAUGCUUGGAUACUGAUAGCCAUGUUUCAGCUCGCCAUGGAGCUCCCCGUGUGUGAGUCCCUGGGCCCGGGCCCCGAGUUCCGGCUCCUGCCGCGCCCGCCGCACCGGACCCCGCGCCUGUGGAGUUUUAAGAGUGGACAACCCGCACGGAUGCCCGCCCCUCUGUGGAGCCCCCGGCCGCCCCGCCUGGAGCGGACCCACGGGCAGCUCCAGACCCCCCGUGCCAAACGGGCGCACAGACCCAGAGACCAGGUGGCCGCCUUCCUGCCCAGAGGGGGGCUCGCCAAACCCCCGGCCACUGCCAGGUCCAGCCCCUCCCUGGCCUCCUCGUCCUCGUCCUCGUCCUCCACAGCAGGCGGGGGGGCCACGGACCAGCAGAGCCUCCUGAGGAGGGGGAGGCGGCACCUGCAGGGGGGCGGCUUCAGCAACUUUGACUUCAGAGGCAGCAGGCCCACCACAGAGACAGAGUUCAUUGCCUGGGGGCCCACGGGCGAGGAGGAUGCCCUGGAGUCCAACACAUUUCCGGGGAUGUAUGGCCCCACCACAGUUUCCAUCUUACAAACCCGGAAGACAACGGUGGGCACCACCACUACCACCACCACCACUACCACGGCCACCAGGGCCACCUCCGUGACCCUGCAGACUAAGGGGCUCACAGAGUCCCUGGACCCCAGGAAUAGGAUCCCUGUGGGGAUCAGCACAAUGGCGCCUUCUACCAGUCCCAGCAACAACGGGAAAGACAUCCAGCCCCCGAGGAUCCUGGGGGAGACCUCAGGUUUGGCUGUCCAUCAGAUCAUCACCAUCACCGUCUCCCUCAUCAUGGUCAUAGCUGCCCUGAUUACAACUCUUGUCUUAAAAAAUUGCUGUGCCCAAAGUGGGAACACGCGUCGAAACAGCCACCAGCGGAAGAUGAACCAGCAGGAGGAGAGCUGCCAAAACCUGACAGACUUCACGCCCGCCCGGGUGCCCAGCAACCUGGACAUCUUCACGGCCUAUAAUGAGACCCUGCAGUGUUCGCACGAGUGUGUCAGGGCGUCUGUGCCUGUCUACACCGACGAGACGCUGCUCCCGGCGGGCGAGUACAAAUCCACAUUUAAUGGAAACCGACCCUCUUCUUCUGAUCGACAUCUUAUUCCUGUGGCCUUUGUGUCUGAGAAAUGGUUUGAAAUCUCCUGCUGA
This is a messenger RNA of Loxodonta africana (African savanna elephant), 1230 nucleotides long. RefSeq names its product adherens junctions associated protein 1 (gene AJAP1). NCBI's taxonomy places the organism in Eukaryota, Metazoa, Chordata, Mammalia, Proboscidea, Elephantidae. The coding region runs from base 1 to 1230 and encodes 409 amino acids. The transcript is spliced from 5 exons. Gene Ontology annotation, molecular function: beta-catenin binding. The record is from RefSeq and is a predicted model, not a curated record. Gene Ontology annotation, cellular component: adherens junction; cell-cell contact zone; cytoplasmic side of plasma membrane.